UAUUGGACUGACUGAGCGCGCUUAAUUCCCUGACCUUCAGACUUCUAUUUCAGUGGAAGUGGUAUCACUAAAAUGACUAAAGAAAAGGCAGGUUUCUUAACUCCGAAGGCAAUAGCUAACAGAAUCAAAGCCAAAGGUCUGCAAAAACUACGAUGGUACUGUCAGAUGUGUCAAAAACAAUGUAGAGAUGAGAAUGGAUACAAAUGUCACACAAUGUCUGAGUCUCAUCACAGACAAAUGAAGCUAUUUGCCGAGGAUGGUGGGAAAUUUAUUAGCAGUUUUUCGUCUGAAUUCCUAAAGGGCUACCUUGACAUACUGCGUCGUCAGUUCGGUGGGAAACGCGUGCAUUCUAAUGUUGUUUAUCAGGAAUACAUUAAAGACAAAGAGCAUAUACACAUGAACGCCACACGAUGGCACACACUUACAGGGUUGUGCAUGUGGCUUGGGAAACAGGGUAUUUGCAAAGUGGAUGAAACUGAGAAGGGCUGGUUCAUUGAAUAUAUUGAUCGUGAUCCAGAGAAAGAAAAGAGGCAGGAAAUGAACGAACGGUUGGAAAAAACAGAAGAUGAGAUUAAUAGGAAGUUUCUAGAACGCCAGAUAGAACAGAAUUUGAGCAAGGUUGAACAAAUUGAGGGUCCCUUGUACACUCCUCUUCUUCGUGCAAAUGAAGAUGAACCAAUACGGUUGGGGAUAUCAUUAUCUCAGAAGAAGCCGCCAUCUGAAGCAGUGGACGAUAGUGCUAGCCAAAAUCCAGGUGCCUCGGAAGAAAAAACUCCAAGUCUCAUGACGUUAGGUCCAAAGAAGGAAAAACCUGUAAACCCUCUUUUGCUCGCAGAAAAGAAAGCACGUGAAGAGAAGUCUAAAUCCGUCAUUGGGAAAAAGCAGGAUUCACGUACUACAACGGGAGUUCGUCGGCGUGCUUUAGAUGAGCUGAUGGAAAAAGAAGAAGCUUUUAAAGACAAACGAAAUCGGAGGGACUAUUGGAUGACAGAAGGAAUUGAAGUCAAACUGAUCAAUCGUAAACUACCAGAUGAUCUUCUCUGGAGACAUGCAACAGUUAUAAAAAUGCUGGAUAACUAUACGCAUCUCAUGAACUCCAAUAUACACUAUUCCGUUGCUCAAACCAACUGACAAUGGCUGAAUGAAUAAGUGUCCUUUUCGGUCUGACAGUUCAUUUCUUUUCCUGUCAACUUCACUUGUUACAACUUCAACUGAUGAAUAUCUGUGCAAGGUUCUUCUCUGACUUGUCUGUUCGGUUUCAUGAAAAACUUAAGGUUCAAUUUGGGUCGUGGUAACAUGCUUCAAAAAGACAGGCUAUCGUAAGGACACUGGAAUGUCAUACAAAAAUCAAAGUGGAUCAAAAUCACGUACAAACAGUGGUUCCAGAACCCUCGUCAACUGUUCUUGUUGUCAAUGGCGCCUACAGAGGAGAGUACGCUACGUUAGAGCAGGUUGAUAAAGAAAAGAACACAUGUGAAAUGACUAUAAUGACUGGUCUUUGUAUGGGUCGUCUUGUCAAAAAUAUCUCUUUGGACGAUAUCUGCAAAUUGUCGGAAGCCCGACGAGAACAAUAAGAACAUUCAGACGUUAAUUAUUACAAAAACUUUCGUUUAUUAACAAUGUACAGUUCUUUCAAAUACUAUUAAUAUAUACUUAUAUAGUGUUAUGGUUUACAUAAUAUAACAAUUUAGAAAC
This is a messenger RNA of Trichobilharzia szidati, 1695 nucleotides long. The record is from the annotation of a GenBank genome assembly. Lineage: Eukaryota; Metazoa; Platyhelminthes; Trematoda; Strigeidida; Schistosomatidae.